AAUUGGUAAGAAAUCGUAGGCGUGAUUUAUUGAUGCAUUGACUUUAAACCGGUCACCAUGAAGAUCAUAUUAUUGAUAGCUGUGAUACAACUGUUAACAUUUAUAGUGAUUGAUGGAUCACCGUUACCAAAAGAAGAAAAAAGCGAACAAGAAGGAAAAGAGAGUGAAAAGAAUAUAAAAACAGAAGCAACUACUGCCAAAGAUGUUGAAACUGAGAAAGACAAUGACACAAAAUUGAAAUCUGCCAAAGGAAGAAAUGAGAAGUCAACUCCUGAACCAGUAAUCGAAGAAGAAGAGAAUCAAUUCUACAUAAUGGUACCGGCAGGAAAACAAGCACAAAAUUUCAAACCAUUUAACUUCAAGAGAAUUCCUAAAAUGCCUGUUCAACCUAAAUACGUAUUCAAACAACCAAAUUACCCAACAUUACCUUAUGCUUAUCCAAUGUUUCAAGGAAACCAAGAAUUAAUGGAGCCAGAAACUGAAAUAGAGUAUAGUGUACCGAAUAUGAUGACAAAAAUGACAGACAAUCUACCAAUGUAUUACAUACCAUUGCGUAAAGGACAGUUAAGAAAUGAUGCAGAUGACAUGACACAAAUGUAUCAAUCGCCAUUCCUAUUUCAAGAUAAAGAAAUGAACCCUUGGGACCCAUAUUUAGAAAAUCCUGGUUAUUAUAAAUAA
This is a messenger RNA of Papilio machaon (common yellow swallowtail), 678 nucleotides long. RefSeq lists its product as uncharacterized. Bases 58 to 678 code for a protein of 206 amino acids. The record is from RefSeq and is a predicted model, not a curated record. The transcript has 2 exons. Lineage: Eukaryota; Metazoa; Arthropoda; Insecta; Lepidoptera; Papilionidae.